Messenger RNA from Cannabis sativa, 2645 nucleotides. Its product is annotated as beta-amyrin synthase. The transcript is spliced from 15 exons. Gene Ontology annotation, molecular function: beta-amyrin synthase activity. Gene Ontology annotation, cellular component: lipid droplet. NCBI's taxonomy places the organism in Eukaryota, Viridiplantae, Streptophyta, Magnoliopsida, Rosales, Cannabaceae. The coding region runs from base 233 to 2512 and encodes 759 amino acids. The record is from RefSeq and is a predicted model, not a curated record. Gene Ontology annotation, biological process: triterpenoid biosynthetic process.
CGAGGCUCUUUCUUUUCUAGUCUUUCUCUCUAUUCCACCCACCGUGUUUUUUCAUCAUAUAUAUAAAGGACAUCAAUCAAACACUUCUAUAAAUAUAUUCAAUCACAGUCCUCAUCUAUAUUAUAUAACUUCCAAGACCUGCCAUUUCAAAAAAAUAAACUUCCAAGAGCUGAUAAAGGGUUUGUUGAAGAGAAGAAGAUCGAUAUAGAACAUAUAUAUAUAAUAUAAGAAUAUGUGGAAGCUGAAGAUAGCUGAUGGGGGAAAAGACCCAUAUAUAUUCAGCACAAACAAUUUUGUGGGAAGGCAGACAUGGGAAUUUGACCCCAACGCCGGCACAGCGGAGGACCGAGCCGCCGUGGAAGACGCCCGCCGUAACUUCUUCAACAAUCGCCAUAAGGUCAAGCCUAGCAGUGAUCUUCUAUGGCGUGCCCAGUUCUUGAAAGAGAAAGAGUUCAAGCAAACACUCCCUCAAAUUAAGAUAGAAGAUGGGGAAGAAAUUUCAUAUGAAAAGGCCACAACAGCAUUGAAGAGGUCAGUCCAUUUUCUCUCAGCUUUGCAGGCCAGUGAUGGGCAUUGGCCAGCUGAGAAUGCAGGCCCCCUAUUCUUCCUUCCUCCUCUGGUCAUUUGUUUAUACAUUACAGGACAUCUUAACACCAUAUUCACAUCUGAAUACCGUAAAGAAAUUCUUCGCUACAUAUACUAUCAUCAGAACAAAGAUGGCGGAUGGGGAUUACACAUAGAAGGUCAUAGCACCAUGUUUUGCACAAGUCUCAAUUAUAUUUGUAUGCGAAUAUUAGGAGAAGGGCCAAAUGGUGGUGAAGACAAUGCUUGUGAAAGAGCAAGACAAUGGAUUCUUGACCAUGGUGGUAUAACAUACAUACCCUCUUGGGGAAAGACAUGGCUUUCGAUACUUGGUCUUUUUGACUGGGCUGGAAGUAAUCCCAUGCCCCCUGAAUUUUGGAUGUUGCCCUCCUUUCUUCCUAUGUACCCAGCCAAAAUGUGGUGUUAUUGUCGAUUGGUGUAUUUGCCCAUGUCUUAUUUAUAUGGAAAAAGAUUUGUUGGUCCAAUUACACCUCUCAUUCUACAAUUGAGAGAGGAACUUCAUACUCAACCUUACGAUGAAAUCAAUUGGAAACAAGUGCGGCAUUUUUGUGCUAAGGAGGAUUUAUAUUAUCCUCAUCCGUGGUUACAAGAUCUACUUUGGGAUAGUUUAUAUAUAUGUACUGAGCCUUUUCUUACUCGUUGGCCCUUAAACAAAUUUAUUAGAGACAAAGCUCUAAAAGUAACAAUGGAGCAUAUUCAUUAUGAAGAUGAGAAUAGUCGAUACAUUACAAUUGGAUGCGUAGAAAAGGUGCUAUGUAUGCUUGCUUGUUGGGUUGAAGAUUCAAAUGGGGAUUAUUUUAAAAAACACCUUGCUAGAAUCCCAGACUACUUGUGGGUUGCUGAAGAUGGAAUGAAGAUGCAGAGUUUUGGUAGCCAAGAGUGGGAUACUGGUUUUGCCAUCCAAGCUUUACUUGCUUGUAAUCUCACUGAUGAAAUUGGAGAAACUCUAGCAAGAGGCCACAAGUUCAUAAAAGAAUCUCAAGUUAAAGACAAUCCUUCCGGGGACUUCAAAAGCAUGCAUCGCCACAUUUCAAAAGGAUCUUGGACAUUUUCUGAUCAAGAUCAUGGAUGGCAAGUUUCUGAUUGUACUGCUGAGGGGUUGAAGUGCUGCCUAUUAUUCUCAAUGAUGCCACCAGAAAUUGUAGGCCAAAGAAUAGAACCUGAAAGAUUUUAUGACGCUGUUAAUGUACUACUCUCUUUACAGAGUAAGAAUGGUGGUUUAGCAGCUUGGGAGCCAGCAGGAGCACAAGAUUGGUUGGAGAUACUUAAUCCCACCGAAUUUUUUGCGGACAUUGUGAUCGAGCAUGAAUAUGUAGAAUGCACUUCAUCAGCAAUCCAAGCUCUGGUUUUAUUCAAGAAACUGUAUCCAGGACAUAGGAAAAAGGAAAUUGAAAAAUUUAUAAUAAAAGCUACUCAAUUCCUUGAAGACAUACAGAUGCCUGACGGUUCAUGGUAUGGGAAUUGGGGAGUUUGCUUCACAUAUGGGACAUGGUUUGCUCUAGGAGGAUUAUCAGCUGCUGGAAAGAGUUACGAUAAUAAUGCAACUAUACGUAAAGGUGUGGAAUUUCUACUUAGAACACAGAGAGAGGAUGGCGGUUGGGGUGAGAGUUAUCUUUCAUGCCCAAAUAAGGCAUAUGUAGCUCUCGAAGGAAAUCGAUCAAAUUUGGUGCAUACUGCAUGGGCCAUGAUGGGUCUAAUUCAUGCUGGCCAACAAGAACGAGAUCCAACUCCUCUUCACAAGGCAGCAAAAUUAAUAAUAAAUUCUCAAAUGGAAACUGGUGAUUUUCCACAACAAGAAAUAACUGGAGUCUUCAUGAAAAAUUGUAUGCUACAUUAUGCAGCAUACAGAAACAUUUACCCAUUGUGGGCUCUAGCAGAAUAUCGUAGGCGAGUUUCAUUAUUAUCAUGAUGUAAAAAUACCUUGCAAUCUAUAUACCUAAAUUAUAUGGUCAUAGUUUUCAGAUAUACCUUGCAAUAUAUACCUAAAUUAAAUGUACCAUGAUGUCUCAAUAUUAUCACAGAUGUAAUAAGUCAUUUAUUAA